Sclerotinia borealis F-4128 is the source of this 1239-nucleotide messenger RNA. The record is from the annotation of a GenBank genome assembly. Lineage: Eukaryota; Fungi; Ascomycota; Leotiomycetes; Helotiales; Sclerotiniaceae.
AUGCAAAAGAACUCUCAGAUCUCUGGGCUUUUAGCCCUCGCCUUGGCCUGCGUUUGCUCAGCCCAAACAGCAUGCACUGCUUCAGUGUAUUCCCAAAUCGCGCAUUGCGUUGCAUCAUCCACGGCAAUCACUUUGAGCAAUAUAUAUGCACCGCCAAGCAGCAGUAUUGACUUGACUAAAGUCAAGGCCGGUACUACAAUCACCUUUGUUGGCAAAACAACAUUUGGAUUCACCAAUGACAGUAGCUUCGAUCCCAUCAAAUUAGGUGGUUCUGGAAUCACCAUUACUGCAAAGUCCGGUGCGGUUAUCGAUGGCAAUGGUCAAGCUUAUUGGGAUGGACUUGGCUCAAAUGGAGGGGUGCCAAAGCCAAAUCACUUCAUUGCCGUCUCGAAAUUGAUUGGUGGUUCCGUCAUUGAGAAUCUUUAUAUCCAGAAUUGGCCCGUUCAUCUUUUCAGUAUCAGCGGUGCUGCUGGGUUGACCAUACAAAACCUGGUUCUCAAUAACACAGCAGGAGACGCGCCCAAUGCUGCCAGUGGCAAAUUGGCUGCAGCCCACAAUUCAGAUGGAUUUGAUCUCAGCUCAUCAACCGAUACGAUCAUCAAGAAUACAUCCGUUUACAACCAGGACGACUGUGUAGCCGUGACGAGCGGUAACAACAUCACCAUUGACGGAGUGUAUUGUUAUGGAGGUCAUGGUUUAAGUAUUGGAUCCGUAGGUGGAAAGAGUAAUAACAAUGUGACUAACAUCACGUUCAAAAACAGUCAACUUGUAAAUUCUAGCAAUGGGGCCCGCAUCAAGUCCAAUUACAACACCACCGGUUUCAUCUCCAAUAUUACAUAUAGUAACAUCAAACUUACCAACAUCGAUACCUACGGAAUCGAUGUACAACAAGAUUACCUCAAUGGAGGCCCAACUGGAAAUCCAUCUAACGGUGUCAUCAUUCAGAAUAUCUUAUUCCAAAAUGUGGUGGGAACAGCCGCGGCGAGCGCCAAAAAUUACUAUGUACUAUGUGGUAGCGGAAGUUGUAGUAAUAUCAGUUUCUCGGGGGUAAAAAUCACAGGGGGCGCAUUAACAAGUUCUUGUAACUAUCCAUCAACUGGGUGUCCUGCGCUCAUGUCAUCAUAUGAAACAAAGGAUUAUAAUCGUCAAUGGGUGUCGGUCGAUCCUCCGAGUUCGAUAUCCACUCAAAAAGAUCAGAAGAUACCUGCCGUCUCCACUCAAUUCAGUCUCCGAUCAUGA